AUUAGACUAGUAUAUUCUCCCUUUCCCAAUUAUCCAUCACCAUCCAAUACAAAAUAUACAAAUAUUUAUCUAAUCUUAACCAAACCACACCAAAUACAAAGAUCCAAUCUUGGAAAAUGACCUCUUUAAAAACCCCCAAACAAAAUUAUAAAAUCUCUAGUUUUAAUUCUUAGUCCCCCAACUGUCAUUCAAGGGAACCGUUGAAAGAAUUUCCCUCAUUUUCUUUCUUUUUCCUCUUUCAUUUCUCUCAAUCCUUGCUUAAAGCUUUCCUGUUGUUCAUCUUUCAUCUUCAUUACGUUUCUUUCUCUCUCCUCUUUUUUUUUCCUAAAAAUUAAUUGCCCAUUUAAUUUCCUCAUUUUUUUUCACUAAAUUAAGAAUUACCCAUUAAUUCCCCAUUUUUCUUAAAUACCCAUCUCAAAAAAAGUUAAAAAAGAAAAAAAAAAAGAGGCAGUUUUUUUAGGGGUUUCUUCCAUGGAAUCUAGUGUAAUAGCAACCCACCUUAGUGUUAAUCAAGUUCUUGACUUUAUUAAAUCAGACGAUCCAAAUUUGAAGAUCAAAGCCGCCCAAGAGAUCAGACGGCUUACAAAAACUUCUCAACGUUGUCGUCGUCAGCUUUCCCCUGCUGUUCCACAACUCGUUUCUAUGCUCCGAGUUGACUCACUGGUUUCUACUGAGUCUGCUCUUCUUGCCCUUCUUAAUCUCGCUGUCAAAGAUGAAAAGAACAAGAUAAGCAUAGUAGCUGCUGGUGCCUUGGAUUCGAUGAUCGGUUUUCUCCAAUCGGAGAACACGAGUCUUCAAGAAUAUGCCACCGCCUCGUUGCUAACGCUCUCCGCAUCUUCAGUAAAUAAGCCAACCAUUACUUCUUCUGGGGCGAUCCCUCUUCUAGUAGAUGUCCUAGAAACCGGCACGCCUCAAGCCAAGGUAGAUGCUGUCAUGGCACUUUACAACCUUUCCACACACGCGAAUAACAUUACUCUGAUCUUAGAGACAGACCCUAUUCCGCUCAUUGUCGACUUGCUCAAAACGUGCAAGAAAUCCUCGAAAACAGCUGAAAAAUGCACGGCUCUCUUAGAAUCUCUUGUGAAUUUCGAUGAGGGUAGAAAUGCUUUAGUCUCCGAAGAAGGCGGUGUACUUGCUGUCGUGGAGGUCUUAGAAAGCGGAUCUUUGCAAAGUCGAGAACAUGCGGUUGGGGCACUCUUGACGAUGUGUGAGAUCGAUCGGUCCAAGUAUCGGGACCCAAUACUUAGAGAAGGGGUUAUACCGGGUUUACUCGAGCUUACGGUACAAGGAACUCCGAAGUCACAAAACAAAGCUCAUUUGUUGUUGAGGUUGCUUAGGGAGUCACCUUAUCCAAGGUCGGAGUUACAACCGGAUACUUUGGAGAACAUUGUUUGUACCAUCAUCUCACAAAUGGACGGUGAGGAACAAUCAGGAAAAGCAAAGAAGAUGCUUGCCGAGAUGGUGCAAGUGAGUAUGGAACAAAGUUUGAGACAUUUGCAGCAAAGGGCUCUUGUAUGCACCCCUUCUGAUCUUCCGAUUGCCAAUUGUGCAUCUCAAGUUCCUUCGAAAUGAUCAUAUAAUAAUCUAAUCAAUCUCUUUAUUUCCUCGUUUUGAAAUUCCGAAAACUUGUUUAAACUUUUGCCCAGUCGUUUUAGAUACGAUCUUUUGGGCAAAUGAGAAUGUUAUACUACUGUGCAUACAAUGAGCGAUGCCAGUCCAGGCCAUUGUUAAGUGGUAUCAGGUGAUUGGUGGAUGUUGUGGGGAAUGAAAUUAGGAAAAUUUGGAAUAUAGGGGUCUUUUUUUUCUUUUUCUUUUUCCUUGAUAGUCUCUUGUUUGUAAAGAAAAUUGUUUAUUAAAUCUUGUAAUGGUAAUUCUCAAUCGUUCCACGUUUAGAGCUCAGUUGUUGAUGAAUAUUGGGACUGAUUUAUUGAUUUAUAUAGCCGAUCCUGUGCUUUUGGGUUUA
This is a messenger RNA of Amaranthus tricolor (Joseph's coat), 1963 nucleotides long. Its product is annotated as U-box domain-containing protein 4-like. The transcript is spliced from 2 exons. The record is from RefSeq and is a predicted model, not a curated record. Gene Ontology annotation, cellular component: cytoplasm; nucleus. The coding region runs from base 472 to 1572 and encodes 366 amino acids. NCBI's taxonomy places the organism in Eukaryota, Viridiplantae, Streptophyta, Magnoliopsida, Caryophyllales, Amaranthaceae. Gene Ontology annotation, molecular function: protein binding.